Messenger RNA from Oncorhynchus gorbuscha (pink salmon), 7081 nucleotides. Its product is annotated as B-cell CLL/lymphoma 9 protein-like. The coding region runs from base 1139 to 5782 and encodes 1547 amino acids. Gene Ontology annotation, molecular function: beta-catenin binding; transcription coactivator activity. Gene Ontology annotation, cellular component: beta-catenin-TCF complex. NCBI's taxonomy places the organism in Eukaryota, Metazoa, Chordata, Actinopteri, Salmoniformes, Salmonidae. The record is from RefSeq and is a predicted model, not a curated record. The transcript is spliced from 12 exons. Gene Ontology annotation, biological process: positive regulation of transcription by RNA polymerase II; canonical Wnt signaling pathway.
UCUUAAAAAAAAUGUUUUAUCCCAUGCCCUUUCAGCUGUAAACAUACUUGGCCUUGCUCCGUUGGGAAGUCAGACCCUUAUUCUCUGAAGUUAACGUUACACCUUUAAACAUUCUUCAAUUUGCUAUUUCAGUAUAUCGCUUCAAAGUUGUCCCUGGUGCUAGUUUUGUCCUAUUAAUUUGUGUAGAUGGGUAUUUGUCCAUUGCAGCACAUAUGCUGCUACUUUCUAUUUUCGCAAUGAAUCCAUUUGUGGGGGGUUACUUACUUUCCCCACUAAUACUAAUCAAUUCUGACUUUCGGUUUCACAUAGAAAGCUUAAAUUACUGCACUUAUCCAGGUCUACGCGUGGUGAAACCAUUUCAAGGCAGUAAGCAACACAUCCUGCAAAUGUGAUCGUGAUUCGCCGACUUGGCCUGAAGCUUUUUGUCCAAUUCUGUGACCAACCCGACGUUUUCCAGUGGAAGGCUUGAACAGCCGUGGUCGAAUACGCUAAAUCUAUCGUUACCUUUCGUGUUGCAGUGGCUCAUGGUUUCUAUCCGCUUGUUAUUAAAGGCGAGCGUUAAAGGAGAUGGUUUGUAACUGUCUGGCCAACAAAAAAAACAAAGCUACGAGAGGGUACAGUAAUUUUCCCAUUCAUGGUAUCCGACUCCAUAUGGAAUGGGACGUCUGCAACAUAUUCUGAAAUGAAUGUAGCCCACACUCUUUUGCAUAUGUAAACACUGGAUUGGAGAGAAUCCUGCGUCAUGUCCUGUGUCCACCUGGUUGUGGUUCCUGCUUGAGUGGUUUGUGAAUGGGCACUGUGAUCUUCUGCUGAGAGGGAGUGCCGGGAUUUGAGGCUCUGUGACAGUUGUGACUCCGGGCCGACGCUAAGCCGGUCAGCUUGCUUUAUCUGCCAGACCAAGGUCAAAGGGCACGACAAAGGCAACCCAGGGAUAGGCUCUCCUCAUGAGGAGUAGCCGGGGUCUCUGAGACCUGGGGUCAUUUUAAGCAGCGUUGGGGAUUUGACGAGCGCCGGCCCAUUGCAAUGCAGACAUGGCCACGGCUAUAUCGUGACACAGAGGGACAUGUGUGCCCAAGGACUGUGAGAGCUCCUUGAGGAGACUCCAGGCACACAACACCUCACACGUACUGACAUCCAGAUGAUGCUGGAGGUGCAAGAGGAAAGAGCAGCAGGAAACUUCAGCCGGAAAGAGCGCGUCAAGAAGGAGCGGGACGAGGCAGGCCCGGACAGUGGCCGAGCCAAUAGCAACACUAACCCCUCCUCUAAUAACCACAACGCCGCCCUCGCCGGCACAGGCCACAGGAACCCCCGGGCCAAGGCCACACCCUCGGCCAGCCCGCACCAGCACUUGACUCCGCCCUCUGUCUCCCUGGGAUCGCCGUCAAUGCAUUCCAGCAAUCCCAAAGUGAGGAACUCCCCAUCGGCUAACACGCAGAGCAGUCCCAAACAGAAGCAGGAGGCCAUGGUGCGCUCCCCACCCGUCAUGUCUCCCUCCAGCGCCGCCCAGAUGGACUCAAAACUGCCCAAUCAGGGAAAGCCGGGGGGCGCGGGCAGCCAAUCGCAGCCCUCGCCCUGUGACCCCAAAGUUCUAGGCCCUAAGGGGCCCGUAGGGAGCCUGGGACUAAAAAACGGACAAGGCCUGAAUGCAGGCAACGGGGCCAAGGGCAAAAUGAAGAGGGAAAGAAGCACUUCGGUGGAGUCGUUUGAGCAUCGUGACACUGGGACGAACAACAACGAGGGGGACCAGAAAGAGCUGGGCAGCCGAGCCAAGAGGCUGUGUGUAGCUGAGCGGCGGCAGCCCUACAGUGGAGCGGACUGGUGCUCUGGGGGCGAGAGUGACGAGGAAGACCCAGGGUUCUUUAACUGCAAUUUGAUAGAGAUGAAGCCUUUGGACUCCAACAACGCGCUCAGCUCGGCCACGUCGACACACAAUACCGUUGGAGGGCAGAGCAUGGAGCUGGGCGGCAGCGGUCCCAAGCCCGGGUCAAAGGUUGUGUACGUCUUCACCACAGAGAUGGCCAACAAGGCGGCUGAUGCGGUCUUCACAGGCCACUCGGACAACAUCAUUGCCUUCCACAUGAACAACAACUCCAACGGCAAGGGCAACAAGCCCCAUCUACCUGUGAAUAAUCAGAUGGGACCCCCCCGGGGUGACUCCAAGCAGCUGGGUGGAGCCCCCCAGCAGCAGUCAUCUCACCCUUCUGACCAGAACCACCAGCAAGCCUCCAAAGCACCUCCACCAGGACAACAGCAGCCAGCAGAGGCCCAGCCUCAGGGGGCCAAGCCUGGGAGCUUCCUCCAGGACGUGGCCGCCUCUGGAGGCAUGGACUCUAAGAGUGGAAGCCCCCAGAACGGCACGCCCCACGACGCUAACAGCAACCCUGGAGGGACGCCCGGCCACCAGACCCCUUCUAGGGCAUCCCAACAGGGCUUCCCCUCUCUGGACCUUCCCAAUGGCGCUGACGCAAAACUCACGGCCCAGCAGCAGCAGCUGGCACACGAGCUGAUGUCCAGCAUGGGGGACAACUCUGAGGGCCUGUCCCAGGAGCAGCUGGAGCACCGCGAACGCUCCCUGCAGACGCUACGGGACAUCCAGCGCAUGCUCUUCCCCGAUGACAAGGAGUUAUCCCUCAAAGACAUGGUAGCCAUGGGGCAGGGCAACCCAGGCGGGCCUCCUGGGCCCAACUCCGGCAUGAUGGAGGGGGGGCCCAAGAAACCUGGGGAGCAGGGCCCCCUCCAGGCCAUGAUGGCCCAGUCCCAGAGCCUGGGGAAGCCUGGAGGCCCUGUUGGGCCCCGGCCCGAUGGCACUCCAUUUGGGCCCGGAGGCCUCAGAGACAUGUCAUUCUCCCCGGACGAGCUGGGGCCUCCGCCUCCUGGACCGCCUAUGAAUUCUCACGGAGGGCCCGGCGGUGAGCACGGGGAUCACACAGGGAUGAACCCGGAGCAGAUGGCAUGGCUGAAGCUGCAGCAGGAGUUCUACGAGGAGAAGAAAAGGAAGCAGGAGCAGAUGCAGCACCGGGGACCCAUGGGCGACAUGAUGAUGCACCAACAAGGCCCCCGGGGCUCCAUGAUGCGCGGGCCCCCGCCUCCCUACCAGAUCAAUUCAGCUGGGGAGAUGUGGGGCCCCGAGCACUUCCCAGAGCAGAUGAGCAUGGGACCCCGGGGCCCCAUGCAUCCCCACAUGCAGAGGAUGCCCGGCGGCUUCCCUCCUGGCAUGAUGAACCCAGGUAUGGAGGGCGGCCCCAACCCCAGGGGGCCCCGGCCUGGAAUGAAUUGGCCCGACGACAUGGGACCCAACAUGGGCGACGGCAGGGGCUUCCUGCCCGGACAGGGGCCGUUUGUAGGGCCAGGGGGUCGGGUGGAGAGGUUCCCCAACCCACAGGCAGUGCAGGAGGCCAUGUUCCAGCAGGGCAUGGGGGGUGACAAGCAGGGCAUGGGGCUGCCACCGGGCAUGAUCAUGGAGAUGAACAGGAUGAUGGGGGGAAACGGCCCCCGAGGGCCAAUGGACGGCAACGGCCCUAACGGAGGAGGCAUGAUGUUUCCCAGAAUGCCUGGCGAUGUUGGCCCUAUGAGCCCAUCCUCCAGGAUGGAGUUUGUCAAGGGCCUUGGCCGGGACAUGGGCCCCGAGUUCAGCAUUGUCCCUGGGAACAUGAACAUCGGGCCCAACCCCCAGAUGAUGCAGGCUAAGAUGAGGGGGGAGCCUCCCAUGAAUAUGAGCCCCGAGGAGAUGAUGAAGAUGAGAGGAGGCUCCAUGCCAGAGAACAUGGGCCCUCAGAAGAUGAUGCAGGGGCCUCCCUUCCCUGACCAGGGGCACCACCCAGGGGACUUCAACAUGGGCCCCAACCGCCACUUCCCGGGUAUGGGGCCUCACGGGCCAGGGAACCCUAGGUGCCCCAGAGUCGAACCCCCCUUCGGCCCUGACCAGCGAGGACCCAACCACGGCGGCAACGGUCGCCUCAGCCACAUGCCCCCCAACUCGGGCCCGCCUCCCAACCAGAGGAACAUGGGGGGCCGCAAGGGUCCUCAGGACAUCCAGGGCGGCCAGGCUAACUCACCCAACAUCAACCCCCUCAAGUCCCCUACGCUGAGGCAGGUCCAGUCCCCCAUGCUGGGCUCGCCCUCUGGGAACCUCAAGUCCCCCCAGACACCCUCCCAGUUGGCCGGCAUGCUCCAGGGGCCCUCGGCGGCGGCAGUGGCAGCUGCCUCCAUCAAGUCUCCCCCCAUGAUGGGUUCGGCCGGAGCCUCUCCCGUCCACAUGAAGUCACCCUCGCUCCCGGCACCCUCCCCAGGGUGGACAUCGUCUCCCAAGCCCCCCAUGCAGAGCCCAGGCAUCCCCCAGAACAACAAGCAGCCCCCGCUCAGCAUGGCCUCACCCAACAUGAUGGGCAACGUGGAGCAAGGAGGGAAUGGUCCCACCACAGCACCCCCUUCCAGUAGUGCUUCCAGUCUUCCGUCUGGCAGCCCCUACGCCCUGCCCCCUGAGCCCACGAUAUCUCAGAACCCGCUGUCCAUCAUGAUGUCACGCAUGUCCAAGUUCGCCAUGCCCACUUCCACGCCCCUCUACCAUGACGCCAUCAAAACGGUGGCGAGCUCGGACGAUGACUCGCCACCGGCCCGCUCACCGAACCUGCCACCCAUGAACAUGCCUGGUAUGGGAAUGAACCACCACCCGGGCCACAACCGCAUGAUGGCUCCCACGUCACAAGGCCCCAUGCCCACUCUCAGCCCCAUGGGCAUGAACACCAUGGGCUCCCAGCCCCUCUCCCACGGCAUGCCUAACCAGAUGCCCUCGCCCAACCCGAUGGGGGGACCACACCAGGGGCCCAUGGGGCCGGGCAUGAUGGGGCCUCACGGCAUGAUGAUGCCUGGCGGGCAGGACCCAGGGAUGGGCAACCCUCAGAUGAUACCUCAGGGCCGUAUGGGCUUCUCCCACCGAGGCCAGGGAUUCCCCCCUGGCCACUCUCCUCCUCAGCAGGUCCCCUUCCCCCACAACGGCCCCGGGCCCCAGGGUGGUUUCCCUCACGGCAUGGGCUUCCAGGUGGAAGGGGGCCCCAUGGGCCGAAUGGGCAACAUGGGCCCCGGUGGGGAUCCGGGUGGCAUGUGUAAACCCAACACCCCUGGAGGAGGCCAGGACUUCAACAUGUUCAACAAUGAUAACGACCUCCACGAGGUCAUGCGAACAGGAGCCACCGGAAUGCCAGAGUUUGAUCUCUCCCGGAUUAUCCCAUCAGAAAAGCCCAGCCAGACUCUGUCCUACUUCCCCCGCGGAGGCGAUGGCCCGGGGGUGAAACCUCCUCACCCCUCCGGCCCCCAGGGCUUCCCUCCCCAGAUGCAGGGAAUGAUGGUGGAGGGGAACCCCAGGAUGGGGAUGCCCAUGCAGGGGAUGGGGGGUCCGUCGGGCCCUGGCCACAUGGGGGGGCCCCAAGACAUGCCAAUGGGGAACCCUGGCCACAAUCCCAUGCGGCAGCCACACCCGGGACACCCCGGCUUCAUGCCCCAGGGCAUGAUGGGACCCCAGCACCGGAUGCUGUCGCCGGGGCAGCAGCCGGGCAUGAUGGGAGGACCUGGGCAGGGGAUGAUGCAGGUUAAAGAGAGGGGGGGGCCCAUGUACAAUCACCCGGGCCCCGUGGGCUCGCCCAACAUGAUGAUGUCACUUCACGGCAUGGGUGGCCCACAGCAGACUAUGAUGAUGCCGCCUCAGAUGAGGCCUCGCGGCAUGGCAGGGGACAUGGGCAUGGGCUUCAACCCUGGUCCUGGAAACCCCGGGAACCUCAUGUUCUGAGCUGCUACAGCCAAGUAGAAACUAAAGACCUAAACAAAGGAAUACAAAUGAGACUUGUGCUCUCUUAGGCGGUUGUUGUGUGGACUGGGGACACAUACAUUCACUCUGGCACAUACUCACACAUCCCGAGACACUUUUGGGCUGUUUUAGCAGUCUGUCGGGUGUGGUGGUGCAACUGCAGCGUGUUCCACUGAGGGGAAGGCGGAUGUACACCAUUUCAGAGGGGACUGAUCUUUCUCUGUUUGGGGAAACGUAGAAUGUACGGCACGAGUCUAAGCUCCGGUGUUCAACGGGCGGAUAGGAAAUGGGCCUCUUCAUUAAAAACUCGUGGGAUGACCCGGGACCAGAGGUCCGUAGUUGUACUGUUGUUAUAAGAACAGCUAAACUACGAAAUGUAAAGAACAAUGAAGCAUUAAAAACACAAUGAACUGAAUGAACAGACAAAAAGGUCCGUUUUUUUUUUUGUCCCAUUUUUGUCUGUAUGUUUACAUCUCAUCUCAUCACUACCCUCCACAGAUUCAAUGCUCUUUGUAUUUGCGUACUGUAAUUGUGUUGUUAAAGGGAUUUUACUAGUGACUUCUAGUUUGUUUUCCCAUCUUCUUUUGUAAAGGAGGGUGGGGGUGUGGAGAGGGGGUGGGGGUAGGGUAGCCAAAUGCCGCUGCAACUCCCACUCUGAAAUGCUGUUUACCAUGUAGGGGGGAGGGGGGGGGGUCAAAGUAUUUUAAAAACUGCAUUUUCCUUUGUUACUCUACAUGAUAUGCCAAACGAUGACCUCAUACAGAUAAUAGUAUUAUUAAAAGAAAGCACAAACACGAUUUAACUGUAAAGAAAGCGUUUUCUUUUCUCCUGUUUUUUGUAAAAAAAACACUUGGUAGGAGGGGUGAUUCUCUGGCAUACGCAGUGAGGUGCUGAUGAGGCCUGGUUUAGAAUUGGAUAUGGGUUUGGGGGGGGGGGGUGAUGUCUGUCACACCUCAAACCCCUCUCAGCCCUAACGGACAAACGGACGGCAGUAGGCAAAGCCUCAGCUCUCACCCUUCUAGUCUAGGAGUACAGAGAGGAGAAAGAAGAAGAAGCAGCAGCCUUAACCAUGUCUGGAUUACUUGGAGGGGUGACCAUGACAUUUUGCAGGUUUAAAAAAAAACAAAAAUGUCACACAAAAAAAACAACAGAAAAUGAGGUCAUAGGUUGUAUCUGUGUCCCUGCCUCUCCUGUGUUAACACAUUUGUCAUGCGACUCCAUUGAAUUUGGUACAGGGCUGUGGUGUUGGAAGACAAAUAAAAUCUAUUGUUUGGUAUACAA